AUGGUGAAGGAGGUCAUGGAGAGCAAGGGAGAGGAGAAGCGAGAUGGUUUGAUUUCUCUGGCACUUCCGAAGAGACAUGUCUUGAUCAGUGAGAGGAUGGAAACGAGCAGAAAUCUCGCGUCUGUGUCGUUGCUCCUCGUCCUAUCGCAGCUCAUCGUCCCCACCAUCUCCUACAUCCCCACCAGUUGCCGGUGGCCAGGCCGCCUCAACGUCAUGCAGCGCGCCGUCAGCCUAAGAUGCACUGGAGACGGAGGGAGCCGAGACGAGGAGACAGAAAGCCUCCGGCAGUAUCGGAACAUCGAGAGCUGGUAUGAAGCUCGGAUCUCAAAGGAUCCUAUCAGUGCAGAAGACCUCGCCAACUAUGCUAUCUACCUGCAAGUUGUGCGAGGCAAGGCGGAACGAGCCGCUCUCAUGUACGAGAUGGCGCUGAGAGUUGACCCUAUCCUCUCAAGGAAGGUCGCGCUCGAUCAAUGGAUCCGCAACGUCUCAGCGGCGGACCUCGUGAGCAUAUCACUCGCCAAGAUGAGCUCUCCGUUGAUCCCUCGGCUAGCCUUGGCGAAGGUGAUGGUGCCGAGGAUAAGAGUUCGAAGGAUUAUGCUUCCCAAGCGGAGGUAUUGA
This is a messenger RNA of Guillardia theta CCMP2712, 618 nucleotides long. RefSeq lists its product as hypothetical. The coding region runs from base 1 to 618 and encodes 205 amino acids. NCBI's taxonomy places the organism in Eukaryota, Cryptophyceae, Pyrenomonadales, Geminigeraceae. The transcript has 5 exons. The record is from RefSeq and is a predicted model, not a curated record.